Molecule: messenger RNA, 818 nt
Organism: Hyaloscypha bicolor E
Lineage: Eukaryota; Fungi; Ascomycota; Leotiomycetes; Helotiales; Hyaloscyphaceae
Product: HET-domain-containing protein
Exons: 2
Coding region: 163-792 (209 amino acids)
Source: RefSeq, a predicted model, not a curated record
GGAUUAUGAUUUUUCUGAUGAUGGUAAUCAUGGCCCAUUCUUCCGAUUCGAGACGCCGUCUUACAACUCUCCCAAAACUCUACUCGGUUGAUUGGAAGGCCUUUGUCACUCUCUCAACCUCGCUCAGGAAUGGUUAGAUCAAUGCGUAUCUGAACAAACAGAAUGCAUACAGCACAGCAACGCCAUAUCUUCAACUUGGCUAUUGUCCAUCUACUUUUCAGGGGGGGGGAGGCUCAAGUUCGACUUGUCGAGUCUCCCGACACGUCCGCCAAGAGGUAUAGAGCACUGAGUCAUUGCCGAGGAGCAUAUCAACCUCUAUGUACAAACAAGGAGAACUAUGAAGCACAUAAGCAAAGCAUAUUAUUCCGCGACCUUCCAAAACCCUUCCAGGAUGCAGUCACGGUCACCAAGCACCUUGGCGUAGAGUAUCUUUGGAUCGAUUCUCUCUGUAUCAUUCAGAAUUCUGCCGAGGACUGGGAGCGCGAGUGCUCUCGAAUGGCCAGUAUCUACGCUGGCGCAUUGGUUACAAUUGCCGCCCCAGGUGCAACCGACAGUUCGAAGGGCUUUCUACAUGACUACUUUCCAACUAAAUACGGCUCUUUUGAACUCCCCUACAAUAACAAAGACGAGCACUCCAUCAUCCCCACCACUAUGGAAUAUUCCUCUUGGAGAAGGCAGAACAUCAUCUAUGGAUCUCAUUCGCGCCUAUUUACCAGAGGAUGGGUCCUGCAAGAAAGACUACACUCUGAGCGCACUUUAUCAUUCCGGACCCGGCGCUUAGUGUGGGAAUGAACGACGCAUUGUCGUUCAGACGACCU